Messenger RNA from Echinops telfairi (small Madagascar hedgehog), 1610 nucleotides. It is a transcript of the gene NAE1, whose product is annotated as NEDD8 activating enzyme E1 subunit 1. The record is from RefSeq and is a predicted model, not a curated record. Bases 211 to 1458 code for a protein of 415 amino acids. NCBI's taxonomy places the organism in Eukaryota, Metazoa, Chordata, Mammalia, Afrosoricida, Tenrecidae. Gene Ontology annotation, molecular function: ubiquitin-like modifier activating enzyme activity. The transcript has 18 exons.
UGGGGUGAUCAUGGACAAGAGGCUCUAGAAGCUGCUCACGUGUGCCUGAUAAACGCCACCGCCACAGGAACUGAAAUUCUUAAAAACUUGGUACUUCCAGGUGUUGGCUCAUUUACAAUUAUUGAUGGAAAUCAGGUCAGCGGAGAAGAUGUGGGAAACAAUUUCUUCCUUCAAAGAAGCAGCAUCGGCAAGAACCGAGCCCAAGCUGCCAUGGAAUUCUUACAAGAAUUAAAUAAUGAUGUCUCUGGAAGUUUUGUGGAAGAGAGUCCAGAAAACCUUCUAGACAAUGAUCCCCCGUUUUUCUGUAGGUUUACCAUUGUGGUUGCAACUCAGCUUCUUGAAAGGGGCGUUUUCUGUUUCUCAGUAAUAGAAUCUCACCCAGAUAACGCAUUAGAGGAUCUUCGGCUGGAUAAGCCAUUUCCUGAGUUGCGAGAACAUUUUCAGUCAUAUGACUUGGAUCAUAUGGAAAAGAAGGAUCAUAGCCACACUCCAUGGAUUGUGAUCAUAGCUAAAUAUUUAGCACAGUGGUAUAGUGAGACAAAUGGCCGAAUACCUAAAACAUAUCAAGAGAAGGAGGACUUCCGAGAUUUGAUUAGACAAGGAAUUCUAAAGAAUGAAAACGGGGCUCCAGAAGAUGAGGAGAAUUUUGAAGAAGCGAUUCGAAAUGUGAACACAGCACUAAAUACAACUCAGAUUCCAAGCGGCAUUGAAGAUAUUUUUAAUGAUGAUUGCUGUAUAAAUAUCACCAAACACACACCACCGUUUUGGAUUUUAGCUCGUGCCUUAAAGGAAUUUGUGGCCAAAGAGGGUCAAGGAAAUUUACCUGUUCGAGGCACAAUUCCUGAUAUGAUCGCAGACUCGGGCAAAUACAUAAAACUGCAAAACGUUUACCGUGAAAAAGCAAAGAAAGAUGCGGCUGCUGUGGGUCAUCAUGUUGCGCAAUUGCUGCAGUCCACGGGCCAGGCACCAGAAUCCAUUUCAGAGAAAGAACUGAAAUUACUCUGCAGUAAUUCUGCAUUUCUGCGAGUGGUAAGGUGUCGCUCCUUAGCUGAAGAAUAUGGUUCGGAUACAGUUCACAAGGAGGAAAUUAUUUCUAGCAUGGACAAUCCAGAUAGUGAGAUAGUGUUGUACUUAAUGUUACGGGCGAUUGAUAGAUUUCAUAAACAACAUGGCAGGUACCCAGGGGUUUCUAACUAUCAAGUUGAAGACGAUAUUGGAAAGUUGAAGUCAUGUCUCACUGGCUUCCUUCAAGAAUAUGGCUUAUCCGUCCUGGUGAAAGAUGACUACGUCCAUGAAUUUUGCCGAUACGGAGCUGCCGAGCCACAUACCAUUGCUGCAUUCUUGGGAGGAGCUGCUGCUCAAGAGAUUAUCAAAGUCAUCACCAAGCAAUUUGUAAUUUUUAAUAACACCUACAUUUACAGCGGUAUGUUACAGACUUCAGCAACUUUCCAGUUGUAGAAUAAGCACCCUCAAUAGGGUGUUAAUAAUGGAAGCUGUCAUUGUUGUCAAGUUGUACCCUAGUCUGUAAAAUUCUGCUAAGGAAGAGCUGUUAAAUUGUUUUCUUAAUAAACUUUUUUUUUUUCUUAAUAAACUUUUUUCAUUUGUAAUCA